Xenopus laevis (African clawed frog) is the source of this 2447-nucleotide messenger RNA. Its product is annotated as golgin subfamily A member 2-like. The transcript is spliced from 4 exons. NCBI's taxonomy places the organism in Eukaryota, Metazoa, Chordata, Amphibia, Anura, Pipidae. Bases 205 to 480 code for a protein of 91 amino acids. The record is from RefSeq and is a predicted model, not a curated record.
CUUCAGUUUACAGACUUGAUGCAAGAGAGAGUGGAGCUGAAGGAGCGUGUAGAAGAGCUGGAGCAUCGAUAUAUUCAGCUGUCAGGAGAAACAUACACUAUUGGUGAAUACAUUGCACUUUAUCAGAACCAGAGAGCCAUACUGAAGCAGCGUCACAAGGAAAUGGAGGAGUACAUUAGCUGACUGGCUCAGGACAAAGAGGAGAUGAAGGCUAAUCUGCUGGAAUUGCAAGUUUUGGUCAUACGGCUGGUAACUGAGCGCAAUGAAUGGUACAGGAGGCUCAUGGAAGCAACCCAGGGUCCCCAGACAGGGUCAGAAGAGUUCCCAGCAGAAAACCCUAUGGAACUUGAAGGAAAAGAGAAUGGAGCUCUGGAGGAAGUCGGCUUAGAGGAGGAUGGGAGACGGGAAGUACAGUCAUUGCCUCAUUUGGCAGCUCCUCAGGAACGACUAAACCCCUGGAUCAGAAGACCUAACCACUAAACAAAUUAUGCAUGAGAUACAGAAUCCCCAGGAACGGCCCAGUGCCCUGCUGCAGAAUCCACGCAUCCCCUUUUUCCAACGUGCUGUCUAAAAUGACGAGGUCCGAAUUAUGGUGAUUUGAGGGAGAAGUUGACCGAUGCAUCCCUCCUUUUCCCAUGCCAACGCCUGCUUGUGCUGGGAUUCAUUUUCUCCAAGGACACAUUAGAAACAAUUGCUUUGGGAUGGGGGAGUGCUGGAGAUUGGCAAUUAAUGGGAUGGAUGUGGAGAACUGUUGCCUUUUGCCUUUCUGUACUGAAUUUCGGGUCCCAUAGUGAAUAGUUGGUGAAAUGUGGAGUAUUUUCUUCCACCCAAGGGAACCCCUGUAUUGCAAAGGCCAAUGGGUUAUACCAUUCAGUGCAGAUUUGUUUCCACACUCUAGUUUAAAGCUGCUAUUUUCACCUGCUACCCUUGGGGGGAGGGGGCUCAACCCCGUCCACUUGAAUAGUCUUUUUUAUUUCUGGAUUAUGAUGUUGACCACAAGAAGAAUGGUGGUUUAGAAAUGAGGUGGAGGGUUAGACUGUUAAGGGAAGGCUGUUAAGGCAGAGCAAAAGAGAUAAUAUGACCAUGUUGCUGUGUUGUUCAUUCUCACAUAAUAAGUAAUCCAUUGGGAAAAAUGUGUUAUUCUAGAACUUUGGGUAAAGGCAGAUGAUUGACGUUGCUUGUAAGUAUGCAGCCCAAGGAAUCUUCUCUUGCAUUGCGUUGAUCUCAUACUCAUGGGAAGAGUUUUUUUUUUUGUUUUUUUUUUUUUUAACAGAUGCAAAAGUUAAGGAUUAAGGAUUUUUUAGCUCAAAAAUGGUCAAUGAAGAUAUAAGUUAAAGUGCAGAUUGUUAUAGAAGCUGUAUCCAAACUAAAGUCUUUCUAGGGGAAAUUCCUGAAUGAAACUGAUAUAUCUACGGUCGACUGAACCCAGUACAUUGUCAGACACAUUGUGCAGCUCUGCAGCCUGAACAGGUAUCAUUACAAUCAGUCUGGCUUCAUACAAGGCAUAUGGAGGUUGUUUUUGAAUAAGGAGUAGCAGAAGACUAAGACCUAAGCAGUGGAUAAAAAUGAUAUACUGACGAGCAUUACAUGAGCAGAAGCAUAUUUAUUUUAUAUUUGAAAGUAGCACACAUUGAGGUUUUAAGGAAUUUGCACCUUUCCCUUCUCUCUGCUUAAAGGGCCAUAUACCAUAUGACCGUGUACAAUGUCUCAGAGUGUCCUGGUUAAUUUUUCACUUUAACUUUUUUAGAUUUCAUGAUGUUAGCAGUUUUUUUAAUUCAUGCAUAUAUCUUGAAUGUGUAACCUUUUGUGCCUCCUGUUGUUUGACCCAUGCAAAGCUGCAAAAGCUUAAAGGAUCAGUAACAUCAAUUUUUAAAAAAAAUUGGUUAGUAAACCUGUAGAACGAAAAAAACCCACAAAGACCUAUUAAACUUUUAAAUCACUAAGUAUUUAGUAUUAAAAAAUAACUUACCCAAACUGCGAUUGAGCUCCUCUUCAGAAAAGGCGAUACAGCCACAAUCCAUCAUGUGGCACUCGAUUUCUCCUCCCUAGCUAUCUCCUAUAAGGAAAGCAGGGAGGAGAAACCGAGCGCCACACAACGGAUCACCGGAUUGCCUAUUCUGAAGAGGAGCGAGCGCAAGUGGAGUUUUGUGUUUGUUUUUUUUUUUUUUAAAAAUUUACUAGUCAAUUUUUAAUUUACUGAAGGAGGAAGCAUCUCCUGCUGCUUCCCUGCUUAUCUUUUUUUUUUUUUUUCUCAAAUGUUACAGGAGUGAUAGACCUGAGCAGGUAAAGGCCCGGAAGACCCUCCCUGCUUCAGUAAAUUAAGCUGUUGCUGUACUUUUGGGGUACUAGGGUUACACGUUCAUGAUAUUACCAGCAUAAAAACUGCUAAUAUUACAUUUAAAGGAGAACCAAACCCUAAAAAUGAAUGUGGCGAAAAAAUGCCAUUU